This is a messenger RNA of Fusarium tjaetaba, 3303 nucleotides long. RefSeq lists its product as uncharacterized. The transcript is spliced from 5 exons. The record is from RefSeq and is a predicted model, not a curated record. Lineage: Eukaryota; Fungi; Ascomycota; Sordariomycetes; Hypocreales; Nectriaceae. Bases 1 to 3303 code for a protein of 1100 amino acids.
AUGGCCGAGCUCGCACUAGCUAUCAUUCCUCUGGGGAUAACAGUUACAUCUGGUCUUGUUAAGUAUUUGAAAGCCUUCAACGACCACGAUGACGACCGUACCCGACUUUUGCGUCAGGCUGAGCGUUUUGCAAGCACGUUUCAAUCACUUGAAGCCGCCUUAAACCGGUCUCAGCUUGACCCAGAACUUUCUGCCUCGGUAUCGCAGGCUUCUGGUUGUCUCAAGGAUUGCCAAAAAGCAUUGGAAGAACUGGACAUCCUUCAACAGAAAAUCUUUCCCGCAACCACUAGCAUGGUAGCGGCGACAUGCCCCGCGCGUACAAAGAACAAGAUAAAAGAUGGGUACAAGAAGCUCAUAUAUCCACUGCGAAAAUCCGACAUCGAAAGUCUGGGAGGAGCUCUGGAUAGGCUCUCAACAACGCUUGGCUUAGCUCUAGAAAUGCUUCACAUAGACGAAGAAUCCUUAACAAGAAAGAUUUUGAAUGAGCAAAUGGCCGAGAUUCAGAAAAGCACUAUUGUCAACUCCAAUACAGCUACAGCUAUCCAAGAACUACACCAACCUAUCACGAAGAUCGAUUUGGCAGUCCCCGUUCUGCAGACAUCUGUUGAUUCUAUUGUUCCCCGUGUCGAUCAGAGGUUGGAUCAGAUUUCCUACCAGAUUUCUUACCAGCAUGUCCAGAUGCAAGCUCAAAUCGAGGCACUUCUUGAUAUGGCUGGGCCUGCAAGAUAUCAGGAUCGCCUCGAAACAAACAGACAGCUUUCAUACAAUCAAUCCAGCGAACAAGGCAGCCAGCUUACAGCCAGCGAACCAGAACUGCUUACACUUUGCAAAAGAACUGAGUCUCUGUCUAUGUGCUCUUGCAAGCGUCGACGUGUGCGUCAGAGAAAAAGGUUUGCGCUGGGACCUGUGCAUUUCACCGAAGAGAUGUUAUCCAAUGUGUGGCACGAGAAAGACUGCGUGUUCUUUAAACUACCAUCAGACUACGAAAAGACACGAACCAUUCGUUUUACUGGUUUGGCUUCUUUGCUGAGAAAAGGGAUUGAAGUGUCAUUUUCUACCCGCUUUCGGGCCGGGGUAUCCAGUAUCAGUCCCUCUUUUACCUACUUUCCAGUGGUUCCAGUGGCUGAUGCACGCGUCGCACCAGCAUUCCUAGUCAUGGAUCUUCUUUACGAUGCAGCCAGACUCGAGGACAUUAAUGAGACAAGAUCUCGAAUAAUUCUGAACACGGUGCAGCGAAAGAUUCAAGAAUUAUUUUGCUCGGGAAGAGCAAGUCCCAAUGACGUAACCGAAGACGGCGAUACCCUACUUCAUGCCCUGGCAGAGUCGGUAUGGCGCUCGUUGAUAACUCCGGAAAAAGCAAAUUCCCCAUUCGUGCGUUUGACUUGUGAGGGUUUGGUCAAUUUUCUUGGUGCCGCAGGUACAUCUGUCACGGCUCGCGAUAAUCACGGAAACUUAGCAUUGCAUGGAUUUAUCAAUGGAACAUUUGUUCCUGCCUCCAUCUAUGGCCCGCUGAUUGCUGGAAACGACGUGGCAGAUCUCCUCUCCGUGCAUUAUUCCGCUCUAUCUCCUAGGCUUGAAAUCCUCAAGUAUCACGAGCACAACCCGAAAGUGGCAGAGAUUCAGUAUGGUCCCUUGAGCUUAGCAGUCAUUCGAAACAAUCUGCCAGAAGUGGAGCGACUCACCUCGACACAGCCACACAUGCUCGAAGAGUUAAGUGUCUACAGGGAGACGCCCUUACAUAUAGCCAUACACAGGCCCGAAAUCUUGAAAACACUGACCAAGAAAGUGAAUCCCGAAGUUUGGAUUCCACCGGACGGUUAUGGGGCGACUGUUCUUAACUAUGCAAUGCGAGCCAGUCGGGAGAUUUGUAACCCAGGAAAGGCUUUGGAUGAUUCAUGUUGCCCUUGCACAUUACCGCUUCGGAUUAUUUUAGCCUCUGGAUGUCCCAUUAUACCUCACCGCGAUUUCCAUCCGGGCUAUCGUGGUUACUUCUUCGAAGCUUCUCCUCACUGCAAAACACUCCUGGCAAAGGAGUUGCGGAUUCGUCGUCAGCAGCUGCGGGACUUGGCCCUGAACAAACUUUCAAUCACAGAGUUGAGAAACUUUACAACCCUGGACGAGGUACCCGACCUUGAAGCCAUCGGGAUGGAUAGGUUGCUUCGCCAAAAAGGAAUUCUUGGUCUGGGCCCCUUGUCGACUUUCGUGAAUGGGUAUCUGCCUCAACGGCAGGGACAAGAUGUUAGGUACUAUUCUAGGUCAAUAUUCUUCGACCUAAGAACUCCAGAAGAUGCAGAUCUCUUCCUAGACUCCGGCUUCAAGAUCAUCUCCACUGAUCAAGAUUAUACCUCUUCACUGGACAGAACACUCCAUAACCAGGAUUGGGCAUGGAUUCGUUACAUUUCACUCGAGUAUGCAAUAUGGCUAUUUCAACACCAGGCCCCGCUAUGGAAAUGGCAUUACAGGUUCACUAGCCCGAUGCCUUCCGUUUUCGUUCUUGCAGACAUUCUCGGUAUUGAAGACUACAAAUGUGCGGGCCAGGAUAACAUAAGUAAUAGGGCAGAACAUCACCUGUUCGAAUCUGUCUUGAUUGACAAAUGCUAUUGUCUGUGCUCACCCGAUGGCUGUACCCCCUUUACCUUGAGAAUGAAGUGGCUCGCACAUCCCCACGAGCAGGUUGAAGAGCUAACACCUCACGAAUAUGGCACACAAUUCGGUUCUUAUGCGGAAAUAUAUGGCAGGUGCUUGAGCCUGAGCCAUCACGUUAUCAUGGUGCGUCAAGCAACAUUUGCUGCGCUAGAUUUCAGACAUACCUGUUUGGAUAGGCCUGGAUAUAGUUGUUUCUCGAAUGAUCCCAAUUGGGUGUAUUUUAUGGGUCCAGUGAAAGAACUGGAACCAGACGAGAUAGAGCUUGAGACUCUCAAUGUAGAUGGAGAGGCAAUGAAUCAGUUGGAGGAAGUGGUCUCCAUGUUUCAGCACUUAGUGCUAUCCGGUCGCCAAACGACUGUCUCAAGCAAGAGUGACACUCUUGAUAUCGAUUAUUCAGCAUUCAACGAUCCAGCCGCCCUUGGCAUAGACGAACUCUAUUACCAGCGGAUUUUAGAGUUUUGGCGUCACAUUUGGGUAGAUAGGAUUCAGGUUGCUCUGGAUACUGUUGCCAAAAGUUGGGAGACCAAGCUUGAUGGGCAGCAUGAUCCUGUCCAACUUUCGACUUGUGAGGAGGCAGGUGAAGUAACAAAAGGCAGCAAGGAAUUUGAUGACGAUGCGAUGUUCAACAGAAUUAUUCAGCGGAUCCAGGAUAUCUAA